This is a messenger RNA of Bipolaris zeicola 26-R-13, 243 nucleotides long. RefSeq lists its product as uncharacterized. The record is from RefSeq and is a predicted model, not a curated record. The annotation marks the transcript as partial. The transcript has a single exon. Lineage: Eukaryota; Fungi; Ascomycota; Dothideomycetes; Pleosporales; Pleosporaceae.
CCACAGCCUACACAGCCCUCCCAGAAAAAAAAAGUAAAGAAAAAGCAACAGGAAAGUCGAUUGGUAGUCUUUCUUGGCCGGUACUGGGUUUCACCGUUGUACCGAGCGGAAUUAAAUUGUUUCCCGACUCCGAUCAGAACCAAACUGUUCCAAACGGAAGGCGAGUGCUCUAGUUGGAAAGAUUUUCGAAGGGAAAACCCACCCAGAAGCCAAAUUCUGGAAGAGGCGGGGGUGGAGCCAUAG